This is a messenger RNA of Megalopta genalis, 4865 nucleotides long. RefSeq lists its product as uncharacterized. Gene Ontology annotation, molecular function: RNA polymerase II cis-regulatory region sequence-specific DNA binding; DNA-binding transcription factor activity, RNA polymerase II-specific. Lineage: Eukaryota; Metazoa; Arthropoda; Insecta; Hymenoptera; Halictidae. The record is from RefSeq and is a predicted model, not a curated record. Gene Ontology annotation, biological process: regulation of transcription by RNA polymerase II; heart development; positive regulation of DNA-templated transcription. Gene Ontology annotation, cellular component: chromatin; nucleus.
UGCGCGUGGGAGGAGGAGCGGCGGCCCAGUGGAGUUCGGGAAGUCGAGCAGCGCAGACGCGUUCGUUCUGCUCCGCGACGAUCCUAGUCUUGGCCAUACCUUCUGCGUGCCGUUAUUACGCGUACCCACCGCAAACCGGUCGUCCGAAUACGCACGCUCUCGUAACUCCCUUCUUCGCGCUCCCCGCGACCGCCGAAAACCGAGCAAAACGAAGCGAAACGAAAGUCGAUGGGAAGUGGAGGUGCGUCGUCGUCUCGCGGUUCAUCGCCGUAUCGUCGACCGCGGAACGAUCAGGCCGAUCGAGACGAAUCGCGGCGCGUCUUCUCGCGAGUGACGGUGGUGAUCCUGCGACCGUAGCCGUUCGCUUCGAGGGAGAUCGAGAGUGACAGACCAGCCGGUAGCAUCCGAGGACCGAGAGGAAUCGGAACGGAGGCGGACGAUAGAGACGAGGCGAGGGUCGCGAAACGGACCGAGGGGCUUUCGGAAAAGUUGGAAACCAAGGUGUCGUCGCGCGAGAAGGUAUGCCUACGAAAGGGGAAAGGGGAAAAGCGACGGACUUCAGCAUCGCGGCCAUCAUGGCGCCCAGGGGUCCGUCCUUCGGGCAUUACCACCUGCAGGGCAUCGGCAACACCGCCGCUACCGCUAACACCAACUUGGAGUGUCCGACCGGCCGAGGAUUCGUCGCCAAUUCCGCUCUAGAUCACCGGUUAAGGACGUCGCCGGUGAACAUCGUGGCGACCGCGACCGUCGUGACGGAGGAGGCACUCCUGGCCGACGACGAGGUCGAGAACUGCGAGGGCGAAAGCGAGGGCACCGAGAAGUCCGGCAACGAGGAGGACGAGGAGGUCGACGUCGACGUCGAGGAGUGCAGCAGCGUCGACGACGGGCCGGUCCACAGCGCGCCCGACGACCUCAGCUCGACGUCGUCGAGAAAAUGUCAGGACGUGCACGGCGAGCACGAACGAAAGCACCGGCUCAGGACCAGUUGCAACUCCGACGAGCUUCGGGACGUCGAAUGCCACCUCGAGACCAAAGAAUUGUGGGACAAGUUCAACGACCUUGGCACCGAGAUGAUCAUCACCAAGACGGGCAGACGAAUGUUCCCCACCUGCCGGGUGUCGUUCAGCGGCUUAAAGUCCGAGGGCAAGUACGCGGUGCUGAUGGACAUCGUGCCGGUGGACAACAAGCGGUACCGAUACGCGUAUCACAGGAGCUGCUGGCUGGUCGCGGGCAAAGCGGAUCCUCCGGCACCGGCCCGGCUCUACGUGCACCCGGACUCCCCGUUCACCGGGGAUCAGCUCCGAAAGCAGGUGGUCUCGUUCGAGAAGGUUAAGCUGACGAACAACGACAUGGACAAGCAUGGCCAGAUCGUGCUGAACUCGAUGCACCGAUACCAGCCGAGGAUACACUUGGUCCGCUGCCGACAGACGGACGACAACAACCUGCACAUCACCGACCUGCAGAAGGAGGAGCACAAAACCUUCAUAUUCCCCGAGGCGAUCUUCACCGCGGUGACGGCCUACCAGAAUCAGCUGAUAACGAAGCUGAAGAUCGACAGCAACCCGUUCGCCAAGGGUUUCCGGGACUCGUCGAGACUGACGGACUUCGAUCGGGACCCCAUGGAGCUGAUGGAGCAGCAGCUGGUGAGGUGCGGCGUGGCCCCGGUGCGGCUGUACGAGCACCUCGCGAUGUCGUCCCCAGCGGCGGCGGCGGCCGCGGCUGCGGCGGCCGCAGCGGCCGCAGCCCUGGGCGCGCAACAGCAGCAACAGCAUCAUCCGCAUCACCAACAGCACCACCACCAGCAAUCGGCGUCGCAGCAGCACCAGCAACAGCAGUCCCAGCACGAGAGCCCGGCGCACGCUCUGCCGCCGUGGAUGACGCCUUCGACGGCUCUGCUGUACGGGACCGUGGGACAGACGCACCCGGGGACCAGGCCGGCGACCGGCGCCUCCUCGCCGUACCCCGCCGUCGCGGCCACCGCGCCCUUUCCCUACCCGGCGGCGCUUCCCUGGCCCUGGCAGCCGCCGCCCGUCGCGAUGAUCUCGCGAAGGUCCUCGCCGCCGACCGCCGCGGCUCCCACCCUCAGGUACACGCCGUAUCCGCCACCGGCGAGCACGCCUCCGCCGCUGAGGACUCGUCCGACCACCCCCAAUUAGCGCACCCUCUCGAUCCGCCGUUGAUAACGCGGCCGUACCUCGUCCCGUCGUCUGUCGCCUGUCUCAUCCCCGCGCACAGUAGUCUGGCAACCGGUGUACUCUGGCCGAAACUCGACCUUUACAAUUUCUCGAUUUACACCGUAAGCUCCGGGGCUGGUUUCGCGAGAACUCGCGCGCGUCGUAUUUUAACACUGGAACUACCAAACCGGUCGAGGCGACUGGUUAUUGUUACGAUUGUUUUUCCGUUCGAAUUCUCGAUACCGUGAAGAACGUUUUCGUCGGAAAGUUUUAUAGGAACUUCGUUAUGUUAUAAUAUAUGUUAUAAUGAAAAAGCGUAGGAAGUUUAAAUGAAUCCAAUCUUGUCAUUGUCAUAAAACAAUAUGCGUUAAGCAUGUUUAGGGCUUGUUGGUAGUUCCAGCGUUGAGGUUUUCGACCGUGUUGCAUCGUUCCGCGAAACUCGGUGUGAAACUUUUAGAAUGUCGAACACACGAAGGUGUACAACUUUUGAAAUAUCAAGCAGCUUUCCAUGGAGGCGUACGCUUUUCAUAUAGCAAUCGUUCCGACAUUAAAUUAUAAUUACUUUGCUGUUUCAUUAUUUUAUUAUUUCGUUAUUUUAUUGUGUUCUGUUUAAUAGGCAUCUUCGAUGCGAUGCCUGUACUUUCCUUUGCACCGCGUUGCACCGUGCACAUGUUGUAACACGUGCGCAUAGGUCGCCGGUAUUGAACGGCGCGCAUGACUAAUUAGACCGCGGAUAUCAUGUAUUUAUGACGGAAACGAGUAGAUCAAUCUCAAGACGUAAAAAUAUUUGGAGAAUUUAAAAAUGUUGUUGUAGCAUUUGCAACUCGUUCACACGAUUGAGGACAGAAAUAAAUGUUUCUUGUCGUCUUGCGAUCAAUGCAGACAAUUUUCAUUUUGCGUAAAACUCCGCAGUCUGAUUGUUAUAGACUCGAAGUAACUUUUACAGUGCUACCGACGUCUGAACGAAAAUUUGACGACUAAUCGUAUUCGUGUAUUUCUGUUUUCUAUCAUUUCUAGUACAGAAAUGUACGAAUACGAUGAAUUGCCAAGCUUUUGUUCAAAUAUUACUUGGAAAUGCAAAAGUUAUAUCGAGUACUGAAAGUACUGAAAAUUUCAUCGAGAAAUCGGUUCACCCUAUUAUGGAUCACGAACAAUCAAAGAUCGCGAAGAAUCGCACUUUCUCACGAAUUUCGAGUGAAAAACAGAUAAUUUUUACAAUUUUCAGUGGCUUGACUAUGCGUCGAGCGAUUUCAAUGAAAUUUCCAGUAUGCGUAUAAGCAGACCGCGGAUCUUCGUGUAAAAUAAAAACGAUUUGCAUCGACUGCAAGAUGAAUGAGCCAAGUACAACUUUCUUUCCUUUUUUUUUUGUUAAUCAAUUCAAUAAGUUGGAAUUGGUACACCAACUAUUUUAAUUCCUUUUACUCUUUUCACUGUUUUCAGCCUCAUCCGCCUAUUCUUGCCGUAAAUGCAUAAAAUCCGCAGUCUAAAUAUAAGAUACCGGAAAUCUGCAAAAUCCAUCGUUUGAAUCUCCGUUCCAGGUUCAGACAAGAUAGUUCGAAAACUCUCGUCCUUUAUAUUGUUCGCCGCUCCAAGUGAUAGCACAAUUAACCCUUUGCACCCGAAGCGAAAUUAACGCAAAAUUUCAAAUAGUUCUUCUGGUCCACGGUAUUUCCAUUUUAUACGAUAUAGUGCAUUUUGAACGCACGCUUUCAACAUUUCCUCGAAUAUAAACAAAUUUGAUCGAUAAGAUUAUUUUGAAACGCGACGUAACAGUUUUUAAUGGCGUCUCGCAAUCGACACUCGAUUGCAAAGGGUUAAAAAUAAUAUUUGAAUCGUUGCACGGCGAACUAGAAACAUUUGAGCACAACAUUCGAGUCAUUUAAUUUAAAUUAAGUCGAGCUUUAAAAAAAGGUUGUUGUUGCGUUUCGAAAGGUGUACGAACGCUUUCUGCCACGGGUUGUAAUAACCUUGUCAUUAAUUAACCUUGUAACACCGCUGAGACCAUUUCGGACACGAUGACCGGGUUUUUAGCCUGUAUACUGUGUCGCGGGAGGACGCGGCCCAGCCAAAGAAUUCCGCGAGAGCGUCGAUUCGGAGAGAAGCCCAGGCACCGAAUCCUCGGGCCGACCUCCGACCUCGGCCACCUAAUUUAAUUCCUCGGCGAGCAUCUCGUCGCGGUUCGACUCGGGGCCGCGCGCUCGACGCUCUCCGUCGAACUUUACUCGUAAGUUUAGUCGUAGGCUAGGGGUGGGCGGGCACCCGAGAUUUCGGGUUAAAGUCGGGUCUGGUAUUUUCUUCGGGCUCGGGUCGGGAUCCGAAAUUUUUCUGUACCCGGAAAGUUCGAGUAUUUGAGAUCGAAAGUCCCGGAAGCGAAUUGGGGAGUUUGUAAAUCCAGACAUUUCCUGGAAACCUAAGUACAUAUACAGGGUGGCGAAAAAUUUACCCAAAAUCGGGUAAUGAGGGGUUCCUGAGGCCAUUCGAAGUAACCUUUUCCUUAGCGCAAAUGCAAUCCGCGGCUUCGUUUACGAGUUAUCGACGAAAAACAGUGACCAAUGAGAAGCGAGCUCGGCUGGCGCAGGGCGGUGACUCGUAAAAUAAACUCGUAACUCGCGCAUUGCAUUUGCGUUAAGGAAAAUGUUGCUUCAAAUGACCCCAGAAACCUCUCAUUUCCCGGAAGUAACAUAAUUUUGG